UGUCACUUUCAUAACCACACGCUUGUUCUUUCAUCGCGACCGCCUUCUUGACGACGUUCUGUAUGGCCACCGUCACCGUCACGAGGUCAUAAAGCGAAAUCGCUGGCAGUCAUGUUCGGCGCGACGAGCGGGUUCGGCGGCUUUGGUGCCAGCCAGAACCAGCAGCAACCGCAGCAACAAGGUCAACCGCAGCAGCAGGCCGGGGGCCUUUUUGGCGCUGCUACAAACACCCAGCAGCAGCCUCAGCAAGCUGGCUUCGGAGGCUUUGGACAACCAGCUCAAACGCCCGCGUUUGGUGCACAGCCAGCCGCUCAGCCCGCAGGCGGUGGACUAUUCGGUGGUGCAGCGAAUACCGGCGCAGUGACAGGUGGUACAGGCUUCACGUUUGGCCAGCCGGCAGCAGGGACGGCUCAGCAGCCUGGCGCGGCGGGGGGUGGCCUCUUUGGGGCCACUCAGGCCAACAAGUCAGCCGGAACUGGAUUCGGAGGGUUCGGGGCUAGUACGACGGGAACUUCCUUUGGCGGGUUUGGCGCAACCUCUCAACCUCAAACAAAUGCGUUUGGCACGAGCACAUCCACCUUUGGUGCACCGAAGCCAGCAGGCACCGGUCUCUUUGGUGCGGCACCUGCAACUACACCGGCGUUUGGCCAGGGAGCGGCUGUGGCCACGCCAUUUGGCGCGGCAGCUGCGCCUGGUACCUCGGUCCCUACAACCGGCACAGCGAGCCCGCCUUACCAGCCGCACGUCAUCACGGAAAAGGACGGUGCCGGCGUCAGCUCACAGACCUUCUCGUACCAGACCAUCACGUGUAUGCCCGCCUAUCAAAAGGCAUCGCUGGAGGAGUUGAGGGUGCAGGAUUAUGCGCAAGGGCGCAAGACCGGUCAGGCUGGGCCAGGUGCACCAGGCGCGACGACUGGAGGGUUUUCAUUCGGCCAGCAGAAUACUGGGCAGACCAACGCCUUCGGCCAGGCAAAUGCAGGGUCGACGGGCACGGGGCUGUUUGGCCAAUCGCAGCAGCAAGCUGGGACAGGCCUUUUUGGACAGCCGCAGCAACAGCAGCAACCUGGCCAGACGGGAGGCUUGUUCGGCCAACAGCAGACGGGGCAGACUGGUACUGGCCUCUUUGGACAGCAGUCCUCCGGCACGGGUCUGUUCGGGCAAACUCAGCAAACGCAGCAGCAACAGCAGACGGGCGGUCUCUUUGGUCAGCCGCAGCAACACCCUGGAGGUGGCCUUUUCGGCCAGUCACAGCAGCAGCAAGGUGCAGCGGGUACCAACACUUUCUCCUUUGGGCAGCCUAGCACCAGCACCGCAACUACAGGCUUUGGCUUUGGUCAGCAAGCAGGUGCCACGGAUGCCAAUAAGCCCGCUGGGACCACCCUCUUUGGCGGUCUAGGCGGCCAGCAGCAGCAGCCGCCUGCGACUGGCGGCUUUUCGUUUGGUCAACCACAACAGCAACAACAACAGACAGGCGGUGCCUUCGGUCAGACUGGCGCGACAGGCGGUGGUCUCUUUGGUCAGCAGAAACCCGCUGGCACUGGACUUUUCGGCGCGUCCACUACCACGGCCACUUCUCAACCGGCUUUCGGCGGCUUUGGCGCAAGCAGCGCGACGAACCAGGCAGGGAAGCCCGCUUUCUCUUUUGGGGGCACCGGCACGACGGGCGCUUUUGGUGCAGCGAGCACGACCGCCUCGCAGCCAGGGCAGACCGGAGGCUUGUUUGGCAAUGCAGGAACGCAGCAGCAGCAACCCGCAGCGGGUGGUCUCUUUGGAGGAGGAGCAUUUGGUGCGGGUCAACAGCCGCAGCAGCCACAGCAACAACAGCAGCAACCUGGCACCACCGGUGGUGUAUUCGGUACCAGUACCACUAGUGGCUUGUUCGGGCAGCAGCCGCAGCCGCAGCAGGUAGGUCAGACGGGCGGUCUCUUUAGUGCCAAGCCUGCAGGUCAGACCACUGGACUGUUUGGCGCCAACACUGCUAGCCAGCAACAGCAGCAGCCCGGCCAAGCGACCGGCACAUUUGGCUCCGGUGGACUGUUCGGAGGUGGAGCAGGUGCGACCAAGCCGGCAUUUGGAACCGGGGGCGGACUUUUCGGAGGAGGAGCAGCUGGGCAGACGGGCGCAACUGCUGGUGGACUGUUCGGUAACACACAACAAGGCGGUGCCACAGGCGGUGGACUCUUUGGUGCCAAGCCUGCUGGUGCGCUGGGCGCAAGCACUGGCUUUGGCGGCUCCACGCUUGGUGGUGGUGGCGGUGGCGGGCUGUUCGCUUCGAGCGGCACGCUCGGCCAGCUGCAAUUGCAACAACAGCAGCAGCAAGCAAAUGUACAAGUCAGCCUCGACCAGAAUCCUUACGGCACCGACUCUCUCUUCGGUUCCCAAGUUCCUACGGGCUUGGCUGCGCAGCAGCCGCUCCCUUUCAAUGUCGCGGUCAAGAGCUCAGCAAAGAAACCACCGCUAAUGGCCAGUGUCUUUUCAUCGCCGCGUGCUUCUGUCAAGGUCACGCGCCUACGCAGUGCCACGCCUAGCCUUGGCUCGAGCCUGCGUGAAGGUACACCUGGUGCCGGCCGCGCAUCGACGCCUGGAGCAGGAGCGCGCUACAAUAGCCCCAGCUUGUUCCGCGGCCUGAGCGAUGAACAGACGCUUGCGCCCCAGGCAUUCGUGUCAAAGCCAAGCGUCAAGAAGCUUUUUCUGGACGACUCGGUCGGCAGCAAUUCCAGCUUCAGUCGUGGUCCUGGGGUACUGCGCACUGGGCGUGCUCGUACGAUCGCGGCAGAGGACCAGACGCGUACUUCCAUCACUACGGGAGCGAGCCCUGCCGCACGCAUGUUUAGCCCUGCGCUAGAGACUUCAUCUGCAAGCGCGCGACGCGCGGCUCCUGUAGUGGAUGAUGACACGAGCCUCUCGCAGAUCGAGAUGCCGCUCAGCGGGACGUCCGCGGACAUUUUCAACACAACGACUGCUGACACCACGACGGACAGUCCUCUCCGUCGCCGUGCUCCCGUCAAUGCUAUUCGUAACGCGUCUGCUGCACCGAGCGGUUCGACGAUCAAGACUCGCCCUCGUGAAGAGGAAGCGGCGGCGGUACCAAAGCUAGAGAUGGGUUACUAUACUCUUCCCGCCCUCAGCGAGAUGCGGACUUGGCCUUUCAACGAGCUCGCGGCUGUCAAGGACUUUAUCGUGGGCCGAAAAGGCUUUGGCGAGAUCCGCUUCUUAAAGCCGGUGGACCUGACGACAGUGCCUGACUUGGUGGACAUCCCCGGCGGCAUUGUCCAACUUCGGCGCAAAGAAUGCUACGUGUACCCUGAACCAGAAGACUGCUCCGGUGACAUUGAUGGCAUGCGCCGGGGCUUCAGGCCGCCAGAGAAGAUGCCGCCAGGAGAGGGGUUGAACCGACCUGCCAUCAUUUCGUUGCAAGGCUGCUGGGCGCUCGACAAAUCAACUCGCGCACCGAUCAAGGAUCCAGCGCACCCGCGGUACAAGCAGCAUCUGGCUAAGCUCAAGAAUCGCGAGGAUGCCGAUUUCGUCAGUUUUGAAGCAGAGCAAGGGACGUGGACAUUCCGGGUCGAGCAUUUCAGUCGCUACGGCCUGGACAUUGACGAAGACGAGGACAAUGCUGCGGAGAAACGGUCUGGGCAAUCGAUGCGGAAGAAGGCAGCGGCGGCAGCAGCAGCAGCUGAUACCACUCGAGCUCGCACUCUUCGACCGAGACCAGCCAAACAGUCGGCCCCAGCCGCUGAAGAGGAAACGUCAGAGGAUGAAGAAGAAGAAGAUGAUGAUGGCGGGAUAGAGAUGGAGGUGAUUGAAGCGCAACAGCCUGCAUUUCAGCCAUUCGCAGCAGCGCUAGGAGUUGAGCCCCGGAAAAUGCAGGUCAUGCAGGCGAGUUUUUUUGGCCAAGGCCCUGAGACCACACCCAAGGAUCUCGGGGCCGUAAAGUCUACGGCCGUUUCUAAGAAGCAGCUUAGGGACAGCUCCCUUGGGACUGGUGUCUUUUCGACCGAGCAUGGGUCAUCUCCGCUUCGAGACGCCGUACAGACGCGCCCUACUUUUUCCCAGCGCCCAUCUGCAGCUGUUGAGCCGCCGGCAAGGAAGUUCACCAAAACGAUCCUUGUCGAGUCAGUCAUUAAAGGGGCCGAAAAACUAGCCCUGGAUCCGGUUUUGGCGCUCGCUCGAAGCUUCCGCCCUGGUUGGGGAUCGUCUGGACUGCUCGUGCACAAUGCCAUCGCGCAAGGCACGAGUGAGCAGCCUGUCUCUCUGUCCACGCUCAGGUUUAGCACUGUCAAAGCCGCGCCGUCUGUCUCGGACAGCGCCAAACAGAUGCUGCAGCUUCAGCUUCAGCACAGCGAUAUCGAAUUUGACGACGUGGAAGGUGUUCCUACCGCAUCUGCACAGCUCGAUGUCCGUUUCAAAGACUUUGCGCAGCAUUUUGCGCCCAACGAACAUAGUCACGAAGCACUGCUUUGGCGUCUUGGUCAGUCGCUUUUUGACGAGAUCGAUCUUGGGCUGCCUGCAGACGCACCUACCGAGUUACGCUCAGCGGCCCUGAGCUUGCGGCGAAAGGCGGCUUUGUCCCGUUGGCUAUCAAAUGCAGUGGCCGCCUCAGUUGAUUCCGAGGUGCGAGGGCACACAGCGGCGGGAAAGACGGCCUCUAUCAUCUUUUCCUAUCUCACGGGCAACCAACUAGAGCGCGCAGCAAUGGCCGCGAUUGAUUCGAGGAAUCUUCACCUGGCGACGCUGAUCAGUCAGCUGCCAGGCGACGAGGAGAUGCGGGUAGACAUAAACGACCAGCUGCGAGCCUGGCGCGAAGAGGGGGUGGACCAUUGCAUUUCGGCUGACUUUCGCAAACUCUACGAGCUUUUCUCCGGUAAUGUCACCAUCUCGCCAGGCACGAUUUCGACCUCACUACGCGGUUCUUCAGAGCCAGUGCCUGACCUCACCAUCGCACAGACACUAGAUUGGAAACGCACGUUUGGCCUCCAUUUGUGGUACCAUAUCCCACACGAGAUACCACUCGAGCGGGCUGUGCAGACAUAUGAAAACGCUGUCAAGAAUGUCAACGGUACUGCCGCACCACUGCCGCCCUAUGCUGAGAGCGCGAAGCAAGCGAGCUCGCGAGACCGGGACAUCCUGUACCACAUGCUGCGCCUCUAUUCGGAUCCUCUCUACGAUCUCGAGUCGGUCCUGUCUCCACGGGGCUACAGCGAGAGCAAGGCGGACUACAGACUUGCUUGGCAACUGUACCUGCUGCUUUCGCGGGUGCUCCGAGUACGGGACUUUACGGAUCGCGUUGAAGUCGACGAGGCGGAAGCUUCGCGCGUGGAGGACGAAGAGGGCACAGUCGUCGAUGGGAACAGCGCAACGGCGGACCUUCUCACCAGCAACCUUGCCGCUCAGCUUGAGCUGGAUGGAUUGACGGAGUGGUCUGCCUUUGCGCUUUUGCACCUCGAGUUGCCGGCGAGCCGUGCAGUGGCGCUGAAAGCGCUGCUCGGGCGCAACAUUGAGCAUCUGACAACCGAGCAGGAAUGCUUCCUCGUCGAACGGCUCUUGAUCCCUCCCGGAUGGGUGCACACUGCGCGAGCUGACGCUGCAGCGGCGCGGAAUGACAAGUACACGCAGUACCAGCUACUCGUGCGCGCACAAAACUUUGUCGGCGCGCACGAGAUUGCUGUGCGCUAUCUAGCACCGGAAGCGGUCGUGCAUGAGGAUCACAACCUUAUCCUCGCGCUUUUUGCCGUCUUUCCGCCGGAGAUCGAGCUACCUGGCUGGCUGUACGGCGGGCAGGUGCUCGUCGAUUGGGUCGCAUGCCAGCGCAACCUGCCCGUGCUGCUCGCUGCGGACAUGCAUGCUCGUUCCCAGUCGCACAAUGAAGGCGUUGCCGAUGGCGACGAUACGGCUGCUGUGGGCGAGAAGAGGCUCAAGAAGCUGACGCGACGCGUGCACGAGCUGAUCGCGCUCGUGCCUAGUUCGCUGUAUCCGGAUGAGCGUCCGUCUGAGGCGGAAGAGGACUGGGGCAACGUCAGCCUCGAAGCGCGCGGUCGUCUGACGCGCUACGUAGCCAAGACGGAGAUGAUGUCAAAGUUGCAGAAUCUAGCGCGCAUCAUCUCUGUCCAUUCAGAAGGCACGGAAGCAGGUGCAGACUGGUCAGGCAGGCUCGAAAAAGGAGAUGCAGACAACGGCGGUAGCGGCAUGGAUAUCCAUCCGCCCGGCAGCGCAAGCGUCGCGCCCGAGGUGGAUUCGGUGCAGGAUGCGGCUCGGGACUAUUGUGCAAUGCUAGUCGGUUGCUAACGCCGCGUUGCAUACCUCUCUGCUGUACAUUCCUCAUCUCAAAUAUCAACAAGCCAAUGAGCAUUGCGCUAUAUCCAA
This is a messenger RNA of Tilletiaria anomala UBC 951, 6363 nucleotides long. RefSeq lists its product as uncharacterized. Gene Ontology annotation, cellular component: nuclear pore; nuclear pore cytoplasmic filaments. The record is from RefSeq and is a predicted model, not a curated record. Gene Ontology annotation, molecular function: structural constituent of nuclear pore. Bases 112 to 6285 code for a protein of 2057 amino acids. Gene Ontology annotation, biological process: RNA export from nucleus; post-transcriptional tethering of RNA polymerase II gene DNA at nuclear periphery; protein import into nucleus. The transcript is spliced from 5 exons. Lineage: Eukaryota; Fungi; Basidiomycota; Exobasidiomycetes; Georgefischeriales; Tilletiariaceae.